Colletotrichum higginsianum IMI 349063 is the source of this 561-nucleotide messenger RNA. RefSeq lists its product as uncharacterized. The record is from RefSeq and is a predicted model, not a curated record. NCBI's taxonomy places the organism in Eukaryota, Fungi, Ascomycota, Sordariomycetes, Glomerellales, Glomerellaceae. Bases 1 to 561 code for a protein of 186 amino acids. The transcript is spliced from 2 exons.
AUGCUUGGGUGGUCUCACUUUGGCUCUCUUUCACACACACACACACACACACACACCUUGACCGUUGCUCUACCCCACGCCAGCACCCACUCUCUCGGUGUCGGUGCCGCGAACGGGACCACCUCUCCAGAGCUCUUGUGCCAGGGGACCGGCCCCCUGCGCUUCGGCGGUCCACACCUAAUUCCUCACCGAGCUCACCAUGGCGUCGUCUUGUUCCCCGUCCGUCGUCUACAAUGUAGUUGGGGACCACCGGGGGUGGGCGGCAAUGGCACGCGAAAGAUGGUCGAUGGCCCACACGAGGCAGUGAACAACACGUUUGAGUACCGUACAGCUCAGUGCCAGCUCGAGAGCCUUGAGAUGCCCGAUGUCACCACAACUGUCACUUCUCAACAAAGCCGUUCCGCCUCCCCCAACCGUACGGCGCCCGAUCACAGCACGCCAUAUCCUCACCGGCCAGUUCCCUCCUUACGUCUUCAACCUGCUGAUGCUGCUGCUGAUGCUGCUGCUGCUGCUGAUCUGCCAGUGUACAACUGCUACCCCUGUCCGCCAAUGCGACCCUAA